UUAAUCGUCAGCCAGCACCCACUGGAGAUGUUACUUUGUUACGCCCUCGCGCAGUGACGUCACCGGCAUCUGGCGGGAGUUACAGCUCUUCAAACUCUAUCACGCGUCCAUACCUCGCGUAUUGUUCUUUUCAAGUCUGUUUCUUUUAAAGACUCGUUUAUUUGUGGAAAUGAUUGGACAGAAAAGUAUCACGUCAUUUUUUUCGCCCAUGUCCAAAAAAAGAGAUCUGGACGAGAUAGUUAGAUGCCCAGGAGACCCAGGAGAUCAUGGCAAGAAACGGAAGUUGAGUCCCGAGCAGCUGCAGCGGAUCUCCAGGAAGAAGGCGGCGGCGCUGGAGAGGCUCGCCGGGAAACAGGCUCUCCCGAGCGGCUUCGGAGAGAGCUGGGAGGCGGCGCUCAGCGCGGAGCUCGGGAAGCCCUACUUUAGAUCAUUAAUGUCAUUUGUUGCUGAGGAGAGGCAGAAGCACACCAUCUACCCUCCUCCAGAUGAGGUUUUUACCUGGACACAAGCAUGUGACAUAAAAGAUGUGAAGGUUGUGAUACUUGGCCAGGAUCCUUACCAUGGACCGAGCCAGGCUCAUGGGCUUUGCUUCAGCGUGCAGAGACCUGUGCCUCCUCCACCGAGCUUGGUGAACAUCUUCAAGGAACUGGCUUCAGACAUCGAAGGCUUCGAGCAUCCCGGUCAUGGAGAUCUGUCAGGAUGGGCCAAGCAAGGAGUUCUGUUGCUGAACGCGGUGCUGACGGUGCGUGCUCACCAGGCCAACUCUCACAAGGACAAGGGCUGGGAGAUGUUCACUGAUGCUGUGAUACACUGGCUCAGCACUUACAUGCAGGAUCUGGUCUUCAUUCUCUGGGGCUCUUACGCUCAGAAGAAGGGGGCUGCCAUCGACAAGGAGCGGCAUCACGUUCUGCAGACGGUGCACCCCUCUCCACUGUCUGCUCACCGCGGCUUCUUCGGAUGCAAGCAUUUCUCACAGACCAAUCAACUGCUGAGGAAAUCAGGAAAGAAGCCCAUCGACUGGAAAGCUCUGUGACCGUUUCCAUUCGUGGCUGUAGAUGGAAUGCUGUUUGUCCCGUUUCAGAAAUAAACGUUGUUUUUUAAUGUUCAUUUCCUGCACUAAAAAUAUCCACAUGCUCGUUCUGAAUACAUAUGUGUUUCUGGAGUAGGUAGACUGUUCAUUUAUCUGUCCAUUUCCCAUCUAGUUUUUCCUGUUUUCAUUUCGGAUGUUAUCGAUGUCGUUUUAAAUGUACAACACUAACAGUGAAUGUUUUUGUGUUUGUGUCCGUUAACACAAUAAACUAUUUUUCUACAGAA
Carassius carassius (crucian carp) is the source of this 1314-nucleotide messenger RNA. Its product is annotated as uracil-DNA glycosylase-like. Gene Ontology annotation, cellular component: nucleus; mitochondrion. Gene Ontology annotation, biological process: base-excision repair, AP site formation via deaminated base removal; base-excision repair. The record is from RefSeq and is a predicted model, not a curated record. The coding region runs from base 170 to 1033 and encodes 287 amino acids. NCBI's taxonomy places the organism in Eukaryota, Metazoa, Chordata, Actinopteri, Cypriniformes, Cyprinidae. Gene Ontology annotation, molecular function: uracil DNA N-glycosylase activity. The transcript is spliced from 7 exons.